Messenger RNA from Vicia villosa (hairy vetch), 3918 nucleotides. RefSeq lists its product as uncharacterized. The record is from RefSeq and is a predicted model, not a curated record. The transcript has 3 exons. Bases 1 to 3918 code for a protein of 1305 amino acids. Lineage: Eukaryota; Viridiplantae; Streptophyta; Magnoliopsida; Fabales; Fabaceae.
AUGGAAACCAGAAAUACUAUCCGAGUCAACUUUGUGAAAGUACCUUCCGAGCUGAAAGAAUUGGUAUCAAAGGUUCCUGGAAAUUCUCGUUUCAGUGAAAGGCACGGUCAUCUACUCGAUUUGGUUACCUCAGGUUUUGAAGAAGAGAUGAUGAGUGUGUUGUUUCAGUUCUUCGACCCCGAGCAUCAUUGCUUCACGUUCCCCGAUUAUCAGUUGGUACCCACUAUGGAAGAAUUUUCUGAGACGCUUCAGAUCCCUAUUGGAAAUCAACUACCAUUCACUGGUUUAGAGAAGAGUCCGAAGCCUGAAGCUAUUGCCGCUGCUUUACACCUGAGGAAGUCUGAAAUUGAGAAAAAUUGGGAAACGAGAAGUGGGGUCGAGGGUUUCCUUGCUAAGUUCUUAAUUGAUAAGGCACGAUCAUUCUCAAAAUCCAUGAGUUAUCAUGCUUUCGAAGACAUUUUGGCUUUGCUCAUCUAUGGCUUGGUGUUGUUUCCAAAUCCUGACCAGUUCAUAGACGUGCAUGCCAUCAAGAUAUUUUUGACUCACAAUCCUGUGCCUACUUUGCUUGGAGAUAUUCUACACUCACUUCACACCCGUACGAUGAAGAAGCGGGGAACUCUCAUGUGUUGUAUACCUUUGCUGUCUAGGUGGUUUAUUUCGCACCUUCCUCGAUCUGUAAUGAGGAAUGACCAAGGCCAGAAGUGGCAUCGGAGAAUAAUGUCGCUUUCUCACUCUGAUAUUCGCUGGUGUUCUCUGUCCAAGGAAAAUGUUGUUAUUAUUGAUCGUUGCGGGCGGUACCCUAAUGUGCCCCUCCUUGGCAUAAGGGGAGCUGAGAAAAUGAAUCCUCUCGAGCAAUCAGUUAAGGAUCUGCAAGCACAGAAUGCUGAGUUCCAAGCCCUGAUCUUGAGUCUGGCGAAAGGGCAGGAAGAGCUGAAGACCCUCCUUACUAAGAGUGAGAAGAAGACUAAGAAGCCUGUGGGCGUUUUCAACAUGGGAAGAAGAUUUCGAGGCCCUCUCAAAAAGGUCAAAGAAGUCGAUAUCCCAGAAGAGACUGAACAAGAUGACAAUGUUAGUGGUAAGGCUGAUCAGAAGAGCAAUGGUUCUGUCAAGCAAGAUGAAGACGAAGAAGAGUACUAUGAUGAUGAAGAGUAUCCAGAAGAUAAGUACAGACAGUUGGAGGAACGAAUGAAGGCUGUAGAAACCCAGAAGAUCCCAGGGUUAGACUUUGAGGAACUAGGGCUCAUCUCAGGAGUUGUGAUUCCUCCAAAGUUCAAAACUCCGAUCUUUGCGAAGUAUGAUGGAGUCUCUUGUCCGAAACUGCACCUAAAAUCAUAUGUGAGGAAGAUCCAACCUCACACCGCUGACAAGAUGUUGUGGAUCCACUUGUUCCAAGAGAGUUUGACAGGAACUCAACUCGAAUGGUACUAUCAGCUAGAGGGUACCAAUAUUCGUACUUGGGAGGACUUGGCUGUUGCUUUCUAUACGCAAUACCAAUAUAAUUCUGAUCUCGCACCGACUCGUACACAACUGCAGAGCAUGUCCAUGGGUCCGAAAGAAAGUUUCAAGGAUUAUUUGCUGGGAAGCUCAUCAGCUGGUUUUACUGACUUGAUAUUGACUGGGGAGCGGGUUGAAAGUGGCAUCCGAAGUGGGAAAAUUCAGGUGGCUACCUCUUCUGGUGUUACGAAGAAGCCUUAUAGUGGGAAGACUGAAGCUAAUGCUGUGCACAGCCAGAGGGGUCGCAACAGAAAUGAUAGUAGCCAUUCUGUUGGAGCUGUCUUAAUCUCUACACCAACACCUCGACAAGAACAACAACAGGGAUACCAGCGUAGGCAGGAUGCGCCCAGGAGGAAAUUUACAAAAAUAAACAUGCCACUAUCCCAAGCAUUACAAUAUCUGUUAAAGGCGGGCUUGAUCACUGUGAGGGACCCUCCGAAGACCACUAAUACUGCCUCUCCUGGUUAUAACCCCAAUGCGAAGUGUGCCUACCAUUCUGAUAGCCCAGGACAUGACGCGAACAGUUGUUGGGCUCUGAAAAAUAAGAUUCAAGAUAUGAUAGAUGCUGGAGAAAUCGAGUUUGACCCUCCAGAGACUCCCAAUGUUAUUACCGCUCCUAUGCCGAAGCAUGACAAAGCUGUCAAUGCUGUUGACCAAGAAUCCUAUGUUACUAAUGUGAUGAAUCUGACUACUCCACUCCCCAUUAUCAAGAAGAAGCUGUUGCAAGCCGGUUUAUUUCCGGGUUGCGUCGAAGACUGUUAUUUCUGCUCGUCUCAAUCAAAUGGUUGUACAAGGUUGAAGAUUGGUAUUCAAUGCCUGAUGGAUAAGCGAAAGAUCAUGUUUGAAAAAGUGCCUUCUGUGGAAAAAUUAUGUGAAGAUCUAGCUCAAAACUUGAAAAUUGAAGACGUGUCCGUAAUUUCCAAGACUCCUAUCAGAAUCCCUACCAAGGCCCCCAUAAGGAUCACUGCUGAGCCUAGGGUAGCUCCCUUGAUCAUUACCAAGCCUGGUCCGAUCCCGUACUCCUCCGACAAGGCUGUCCCUUGGAGCUAUGGUAAUGAGGUGUAUAUCCAUGGUGUGAAACAAGAAGCCCUGAAUGAUAAGCCUGUCAAAAUUUCCAGCCCUGACAUUGACAAUAUUGUGGGGACCAGCAAAGUUACAAGAAGUGGAAGAAUUUUCUCUCCGGAGAUCUCUCCUGGUGCCAAUAUCUCAACUCAGGUCCCUGUUCCCGAUUCAACUGCUGAUGUGCAAGGGAAAAGGCCAAUGCUGGAGCCAGUUCAGACACCGGUAGAAGCUACUACUGAAGAAGUCUCUCAGAAGGAAAUGGAUGAAAUUCUGAAGAUCAUCCGGAAGAGUGAUUACGAUGUGAUUGAACAGUUGGGGCACACUUCCUCCAAGAUAUCCAUGCUAUCAUUGUUAACUUGUUCUGAGGCCCAUGCUAAGGCUUUGAUGAAGUUUCUAAAAGCGGCGCACGUACCACAAGAGAUUUCUGUUAAUCAAUUUGAGAACUGUGUUGCAAGUUUGACAACGAACAACUACCUAGGGUUUUCUGAUGCUGAUCUGACUCCUGCUGGAAAGAGUCAUAACAAAGCCUUGCACAUCUCCAUUGAGUGUAAGGGUACUACUUUGUCCCAUGUGCUGGUGGAUAAUGGCUCCUCGCUGAAUGUAUUGCCUAAAUUGGUGCUGGAUAGACUUGAUUCUGAAGGGAUAGUGCUAAUGCCCAGUAAUGUGGUGGUAAAGGCUUUCGAUGGGUCGAAGAGUACAGUCUAUGGAGAGGUUGAGCUCCCAAUCAGAGUGGGUUCUCAAACUUUCAACUCCUUGUUCUAUGUGAUGGAUAUCCACCCCGCCUAUUCUUGCUUGCUCGGGCGUCCGUGGAUACAUGGGGCAGGUGCUGUGACAUCUACUUUGCAUCAGAAGCUGAAGUACCUUGCAAAUGGCAAGAUCGUCACUGUGCAUGGGGAAGAAGAGUAUGUGGUUAGUUGUGUGAAUGAGUACAAGUAUAUCGAAGUGAACGGCGAAUUCAUCGAGACUCCUUGCCAGACUUUUGAAUUGGUUCCUCAAGUUGUCUCUACCGCCAAGCACACUCCUACUGUUCCUAAAGUUACCCGGAUCCCUUCAACAAUGGCUUCUCUGAAGGAUGCUAAGGCUGUAGUUGAAGAAGGUGGUUGUACUGUUUGGGGCCAACUCAUUGAUGUCCCGUAUAAAUCUGACAAACUUGGUUUAGGUUGUACUGCUGGAACUCAGAAGAAUAAUCAUCACACCCGGCUUGGAGGAUUAAUGUCUCAUUUCGUCAGCAAAGGAGUCAAUGCCUUGGAAGAUGGGGAGAACAACUGCAAUCUAGACAAGUGGAUCUUCCCGACACCUGAUCAUGGGCUGAACAACUGGAAGACCGAAGAUGUUAUCUCUAUCUCCUUCAACCAGGAGUAA